Messenger RNA from Trichoplax adhaerens, 2214 nucleotides. RefSeq lists its product as uncharacterized. NCBI's taxonomy places the organism in Eukaryota, Metazoa, Placozoa, Uniplacotomia, Trichoplacea, Trichoplacidae. The coding region runs from base 1 to 2214 and encodes 737 amino acids. The record is from RefSeq and is a predicted model, not a curated record. Gene Ontology annotation, molecular function: protein binding. Gene Ontology annotation, cellular component: plasma membrane. The transcript is spliced from 18 exons. Gene Ontology annotation, biological process: phosphatidylinositol phosphate biosynthetic process; protein localization to plasma membrane.
AUGAGUAGGAAGAAAUUAGACAUUGAAAGUAGCGUUGAAAAAGCGCGUAAUGAAAGAGAUUGGCAUCAAUUGGCAUCGAUCGCUGAUAGCAUCAGAGAAGAAAGUAUCUUUAAGAAAUUAAUUACAAUUGAAGGCGAAUUAGAAAUUUUAAUUACUGCUAACUCUAUUCCAAGCGAUAAACGAAACGAAGCUUUAUCCAGGCUUAAAAGGCAAUUGAUGAGCAUUGGAAACGAUACCAAGAUAAAGCAACAAUAUCAACAGGAAAGUUUGCUCCUGUUAGCAAAGACUUGCUAUUAUCUAAAUCUAUUCAAAGAUGCCACUAGAUUAUACUCCAAAUUACAACUAGAAUCAAUUGAUAUUUCUGAUAAUUCGAACAAAUGGUUUAUACGAACUGUUUGCGAAGCAUACUGUUACAAAGGCAAAUGUCUGGACAAGUUACGCUCAACUUCUGCCGAUAUUAUCAAGUGUUAUGAAAGUGCAAGUAGUUUAAUGAUGAAACUGGAUGUAUCAAAUAAUUUCAACAAAGAAAGAAGGGAUUCAACCUCAAAAUUUGUAGUUGGAGAAUUUCUUGAAGAAUGUAUCGGUACCAUGCCGUCGCUACUGCUAGAUAAAUGUUCAACUAGUGAUGUCAUCAGACGAUCAAGAUUUCUAUUAGUGGCUUUCGAUUCAAAUUUAUUUCUCCGCUUACGAGCAUUGUUAAGCUAUCACUUAGCAGAAAUCCUCUUAUUCCGAAUGAGUGACCAUAAAUAUCUUCCAGUUACUCUUAAAAGCAUUAUGGAUUUCGCAAACCAAAAGUAUUCUUGGGUAAAACCGUCUCUUAAUGGAAAAAAUUUAUAUUUUCCUGACGAUAUUACUGAAGAAGUAUUAUUACUGUCACUGAUUACGGAAAUGCUGACCAUCAAGGACAUUGAAAACAUAGGUUUUAGCAAUUUAAACCGUCUUAGGAAUAUUUACGAUUUACUUGCUGUAGUCCUCAUGCGUCGGUCAUUAAUUCCUAUCGUUGCGGAGGUUUAUGAAAGGGCGUUAAAGUACUCGAUGGACAUUUUUCAUGUAUGGUUUCAGUUUUCUCUGUCAUUAAUAGCUAAUCGAAAGGUAGAUGAUGCGGAAUUUUAUGCAUCCAAAGUUAUUGACCAAAAGGAGUCUCGCCAUCUUCUUGCAAAUGCUCAUCUUAUUCUCGGCAUCACUUACAGUAGACAAGCUUCUUCAGUACUAUUAAUUAAUCAUCGAAAGAAAUUACAGGAGAGAGCUUUAAAUUCACUUGAAAAGGCAUACGAACUAGCACCUGGAGAUUACAGGACUAGUUUUCACUUAGCCUUAAAUUAUGCGUUCAUCCGUGAUAUCGUAAACGCGGUCCACUAUAAUAGAAUAGCCUUGCAGCUUAAUAGGACUGAUCUACGAUGUUUGCAUCUGGCAGCUUUACUUCUAUCAGCACAGAAAAAGGGCAGACAAGCAUUAGACAUAUGUGAUAUAGCUGCUACUGAAUAUCCUGACAAUUUUAGCCUGAUGUUUUUAAAGGCAAAGCUAGAAGAGGUUUAUAUCAGUGGUAAUCAGGCCUUAGAUACUUAUAAAACUAUCCUAGUAAAAUACCAUUUACUAUCGAAAAAAGCCAGACUGCACGAAAAUAAAGCAAGAUCAGAUAUUGUCAGCACAGCUAGCUAUAACCAGCUUGCAUACAGUGAUGACGCUUCAUCCCUAUCUGGAAUUAGUACCACUGGCAGCAAAGGUUUAUCGUCGUACUUGGAUUUUGAGCUUACUCCUCGCUUAUUAACCAAAAUUUGGCUAUCAAUUGCGGAUAUUUAUAUCCAGCUUGGAAGAUUAAGUGAUGCGGAAAUGAGCAUAAAAGAAGCGAGCAUGAUCAGCUCAAAAUCGGUUGAUGUAAUGCAUUAUUAUGGAAGAUUGCUUGAAAGUAAGGGUAACUUGAGAGAAGCAAAGCAAUACUAUGAUAAUGUACUAGCUGGAAAUCACGAUCACUUUAACACUCUCCUACAUCUGGGGUUUACUCAUCAUGAACUCGGUAAUCUUGAUAUGGCUGAAAAAUUUUUCCUAGAAGCAAUUAAAGUUGAACCAGCAGCGCAUUGUGCUUGGAAUGCACUCGGAGCCAUCCUACAAGAACGCAAUUGUAACGAUACCGCGGCAGAAGUUUUUCUACUUGCUUCUGAUUUCGAAUCUACUAGCCCGGUUUCUUCAUUUUAUUCUAUAGCGCAAUUUAUUUAG